Molecule: messenger RNA, 8563 nt
Organism: Orcinus orca (killer whale)
Lineage: Eukaryota; Metazoa; Chordata; Mammalia; Artiodactyla; Delphinidae
Gene: SIRT1
Product: sirtuin 1
Exons: 11
Coding region: 4584-6776 (730 amino acids)
Molecular function (GO): NAD+ binding
Source: RefSeq, a predicted model, not a curated record
AGGCAGAUUCUAAACCACUGUGCCACCAGGGAAGUCCCUAUAAGUUUGUUUGUACCAUUUUAUUAUAUUCCACAUAUAAACGAUAUGAUAAUGAUAUUUGUCUUUCUCUGUCUGACUUAUUUCACUUAGUAUGAUAAUCUCUGGUCCAUCCAUGUUGCUGCAAAUGGCAUUAUUUCAAUCUUUUUUCUUUUUUUUAAAUCCUUUUACUUUUUUAAAAUUUAUUUAUUUUAUUUUUGGCUGCACGCGGGCUUUUCUCUAGUUGAGGCGAGUGGGGGCUACUCUUCAUUGCGGUGCACAGGCUUGUCAUUGCAGUGGCUUCUCUUGUUGUGGAGCACAGGCUCUAGGUGUGUGGGCUCACUAGUUGUGGCGCACGGGCUUAAUUGCUCUGUGACAUGUGGGAUCUUCCCAGACCAAGGUUCGAACCUGUGUCCCCUGCAUUGGCAGGUGGAUUCUUAACCACUGUGCCACCAGGGAAGCCCCUAUUUCAAUCUUUUUAAUGGCUGAGUGAUGUUGCAUUGUAUAUAUGUACCACUUCUUCUUUAUCCAUUCCUCUGUCGAUGGACAUUUAAAUUGCAUCCAUGUCUUGGCUAUUGUAAAUAGCACUGUAAUGAACAUUGGGAUGUAUGUAUCUUUUCAAACGAUGAUUUUCUCUGGAUAUAUGCCCAGGAGUGGGAUCACUGGAUCAUAUGGUAGCUCUAUUCUUAGUUUUUUAAGGAACCUCCAUAUUGUCCUCCAUUGCGGCUGUACCAAUUUACAUUCCCACCAACAGUGUAGGAGGCUUCCCUUUUCUCCACACACUCUCCAGCAUUUGCUCUUUGUAGACUUUUUGAUGGUGGCCAUUCUGACUAGUGUGAGGUGAUAUCUCGUAGUUUUGAUUUGCAUUUCUCUACUAAUUAGCGAUAUUGAGCAUCUUUUCAUGUGCCUCUUGGCCAUCUGUAUGUCUUCUUUCAAGAAAUGUCUAUUUAGGUCUUCUGAUCAUUUUUUUUUAAACAUCUUUAUUGGAGUAUAAUUGCUUUACAAUGGUGUGUUAGUUUCUGCUUUAUAACAAUGUGAAUCAGUUAUACAUAUACAUAUGUCCCCAUAGCUCUUCCCUCUUGCAUCUCCCUCCCUCCCACCCUCCCUAUCACAUUCUGAUCAUUUUUUGAUUGGGUUCUUUUUUUGAUAUUGAGCCACAUGAGCUGUUUGUAAAUUUUGGAGAUUUUUUUCAUUUCAGUUAUUUUAUUGUAAUUCUCUGUUUGUUCUUUAGUUCUUCUAGUUCUUUGUUAAACAUUUCUUUUAUCUUCUUGAUCUGUGCCUCCAUUCUUUUUCCAAGAACUUAGAUCAUCUUUACUAUCAUUUCUCUGAAUUCUUUUUCUGGUAGAUUGCCUAUCUCUGCUUCACUUAGUUGUUCAUCUGGGGUUUUAUCUUGUUCCUUCAUCUGGGACAUAUUCCUCUGCCGUCUCAUUUUGUCUAACUUUCUGUGAUUGCGGUUUCUAUUCCACAGGCUGCAGGGUUGUAGUUCUUCUUGCUUUUGCUGUCUGCCUCCUGGAUGAGGCUGUCUAAGAGGCUUGAGCAGGCUUCCUGGUGGGAGGCACUGCUUCCUGCCCACUGGUGGGUGUUGCUGGGUCUUGUCCCUCUGGUGGGAGGGGCCAUGUCAAGGGGUGUGUUUAGUGGACAGUUGUGUUCUCAGGAAGACUCUAAGCAGCCCGCCUGCUGAGGGUGGGGCUGUGUUCCUGCCCUAUCACCUGAUGCAUCCCAGCACUGGAGCCCAUAGGCUGUUAGGUGGGGCCAGCUCCUGGCAAGAAAAGGGUGGCCUCCAGGAGAGUUCAGGCCAAUGAGUACUCCCCAGAACUACAGCUGCCAGUGUCCUUUUUUUUUUAAUUUAAUUUUUUUUGUCCUUUUUUUUUGAAUUUUAUUUUAUUUAUUUUUUUAUACAGCAGGUUCUUAUUAGUUAUUUAUUUUAUACAUAUUAGUGUAUACAUGUCAAUCCCAAUCGCCCAAUUCACACACACCCCCACCAACCCUCCCACCACCACUUUCCCCGCUUGGUGUCCAUACGUUUGUUCUCUACAUCUGUGUCUCUAUUUCUGCCUUGCAAACUGGUUCAUCUGUACCAUUUUUCUAGAUUCCACAUAUAUACGUUAAUAUACGAUAUUUGUUCUUGUCUUUCUGACUUACCUCACUCUGUAUGACAGUCCCUAGGUCCAUCCACAUCUCUGCAAAUGACCCAACUUCUUUCCUUUUUAUGGCUGAGUAAUAUUCCAUUGUAUAUAUGUACCACAUCUUUAUCCAUUCGUCUGUCAAUGAGCAUUUAGGUUGCUUCCAUGACCUGGCUAUUGUAAAGAGUGCUGCAGUGAACAUUGCGGUGCAUGUGUCUUUUUGAAUUAUGGUUUUCUCUGGGUAUAUGCCCAGUAGUGAGAUUGCUGGGUCAUACGGUAAUUCUAUUUUUAGUUUUUUAAGGAACCUCCAUACCAUUCUCCAUAGUGGCUAUAUCAAUUUAUAUUCCCACCAAUGGUGCAAGAGGGUUCCCUUUUCUCCACACCCUCUCCAGCAUUUGUCGUUUGUAGAUUUUCUGAUGAAGCCCAUUCUAACUGGCAUGAGGUGAUACCUCUUUGUAGUUUUGUUUGCAUUUCUCUAAUGAUUAGUGAUGUUGAGUAGCUUUUCAUGUGCCUCUUGGCCAUCUGUAUGUCUUCUUUGGAGAAAUGUCUAUUUAGGUCUUCUACCCAUUUUUGGAUUGGGUUUUUUGUUUUUUUAAUAUUGAGCUGCAUGAGCUGUUUAUAUAUUUUGGAGAUUAGUCCUUUGUCCAUUGAUUUGUUUGCAAAUAUUUUCUCCCAUUCUGAGGGUUGUCUUUUCAUCUUGUUUAUAGUUUCCUAUACUGUGCAAAAGCUUUUAAGUUUCAUUAGGUCCCAUUUGUUUAUUUUCAUUUUUAUUUCCAUUUCUCUAGGAAGUGAGUCAAAAAAGAUCUUGCUGUGAUUUAAGUCAAAGAGUGUUCUUCCUAUGUUUUCCUCUAAGAGUUUUAUAGUGUCCAGGCUUACAUUUAGGUCUUUAAUCCAUUUUGAGUUUAUUUUUGUGUAUGGUGUUGGGGAAUGUUCUAAUUUAAUUCUUUUUUUUUUUUUUGCGGUACGCGGGCCUCUCCCGUUGUGGAGCACAGGUUCCGGAUGUGCAGACUCAGCGGCAUGGCUCACAGGCCUAGCCGCUCCGCGGCAUGUGGGAUCUUCCCGGACCGGGUCACAAACCCACAUCCCCUGCAUCGGCAGGCGGACUCUCAACAACUGCGCCACCAGGGAAACCCUAAUUCUUUUACAUGUGGCUGUCCAGUUUUCCCAGCACCACUUAUUGAAGAGGCUGUCUUUUCUCCAUUGUAUAUUCUUGCCUCCUUUAUCAAAGAUAAGUUGAUCAUAUGUGUGUGGGUUUAUCUCUGGGCUUUCUAUCCUCUUCCAUUGAUCUAUAUUUCUGUUUUUGUGCCAGUACCAUAUUGUCUUGAUUACUGUAGCUUUGUAGUAUAGUCUGAAGUCAGGGAGUCUGAUUCCUUCAGCUCUGCUUCUUUCCCUCAAGAUUGCUUUGGCUAUUCCGGGUCUUUUGUGUCUCCAUACAGAUUUUAAGAUUUGUUUUUGUUCUAGUUCUGUGAAAAAUGCCAUUGGUAAUUUGAUGGGAUUGCAUUGAAUCUAUAGAUUGCUUUGGGUAGUAUAGUCAUUUUCAUAAUAUUGAUUCUUCCAAUCCAAGAACAUGGUAUAUCUCUCCAUCUGUUUGUGUCAUCUUUGAUUUCUUUCAUCAGUGUCUUAUAGUUUUCUGAGUACAGGUCUUUUAUCUCCUUAGGUAGGUUUGUUCCUAGGUAUUUUAUUCUUUUUGUUGCAGUGGUGAAUGGGAUUGUUUCCUUAAUUUCUCUUUCUGACCUUUUGUUGUUAGUGUAUAGGUAUGCAAGAGAUUUCUGUGCAUUAGUUUUGUAUCCUGCAACUUUACCAAAUUCAUUGAUUAGCUCUAGAAGUUUUCUGGUGGCAUCUUUAGGAUUAUCUAUGUAUAGUGUCAUGUCAUCUGCAAAUGGUGCCAGUUUUACUUCUUCUUUUCCAAUUUGUAUUCCUUUUAUUUCUUUUUCUUCUCUGAUUGCCCUGGCUAGGACUUCCAAAACUAUGUUAAAUAAUUAUGGCGGGAGCGGACAUCCUUGUCUUGUUCCUGAUCUUAGAGGAAACGCUUUCAGUUUUUCACCAUUGAGAAUGAUGUUUACUGUAGGUUUGUUGUAUAUGGCCUUUAUUAUGUUGAGGUAGGUUCCCUCUAUGCCCACUUUCUGGAGAGUUUUUAUCAUAAAUGGGUGUUGAAUUUUGUCAAAAGCUUUUUCUGCAUCUAUUGAGAUGACCAUAUGGUUCUUAUUCUUCAAUUUGUUAAUAUGGUGUAUUACAUUGAUUGAUUUGUUGCCAGUGUCUUUGUCCCCACAGUGAGCUACAGCUGCCCCCAGCCUCCGCAGGAGACCCUCCAAUACUAACAGAUCUUCGGUCCACCUGGAAUUUAUUUUUGUAUCUAGUGUAAGCCGGAGCCGCGGGGGCGCCAGUGCCGCGAGUCGAGCGGGAGGAGAGGAGGCGAGGGAGGAGGGCCAGAGAGGCAGUUGAAAGAUGGCGGACGAGGCGGCGCUCGCCUUUCAGCCCGGCGGCUCCCCCUCGGCAGUGACGGCUGAGAGGGAGGCCCCGUCGCCUCCUACCGGGGAGCCGCUCCGCAAGAGGCCGCGGAGAGACGGCCCCGGCGUCGGGCGGAGCCCGGGCGAGCCCGGCGGGGCGGCCCCCGAGCGUGAGCUGCCGGCGGCGGCCGGCGGCUGCCCGGCGGCGGCGCUGCGGCGGGAGGCCCAGGCGGCGGCGGCCGGAGACGGAGACAAUGGGCCGGGCUUACAGGGCCUAUCCCGGGAGGCGCCGCCGGCCGACGACUUCUACGACGACGACGACGACGAGGGCGAGGAGGAGGAAGAGGCGGCGGCGGCUAUUGGGUACCGAGAUAACCUUCUGUUUGGUGAUGAAAUCAUCACCAACGGUUUCCAUUCGUGUGAAAGUGAUGAGGAUGAUAGAGCCUCACAUGCGAGUUCUAGUGACUGGACUCCAAGACCACGGAUAGGUCCAUAUACUUUUGUUCAGCAACAUCUCAUGAUUGGCACAGAUCCUCGAACGAUUCUUAAAGAUUUACUACCAGAAACAAUUCCUCCACCUGAAUUGGAUGAUAUGACACUGUGGCAGAUUGUUAUUAAUAUCCUUUCAGAACCACCAAAAAGGAAAAAAAGAAAAGAUAUUAAUACAAUUGAAGAUGCUGUGAAAUUACUGCAAGAGUGCAAAAAAAUAAUAGUUCUAACUGGAGCUGGGGUUUCUGUUUCUUGUGGAAUACCUGACUUCAGGUCAAGAGAUGGUAUUUAUGCUCGCCUUGCAGUAGACUUUCCAGACCUUCCAGAUCCUCAAGCAAUGUUUGACAUUGAAUAUUUCAGAAAAGAUCCAAGACCAUUCUUCAAGUUUGCAAAGGAAAUAUAUCCUGGACAAUUCCAACCAUCUCUUUGUCACAAAUUCAUAGCCUUGUCAGAUAAGGAAGGAAAACUACUUCGCAACUAUACUCAGAACAUAGAUACACUGGAACAGGUUGCAGGAAUCCAAAGGAUAAUUCAGUGUCAUGGUUCCUUUGCAACAGCAUCUUGCCUGAUUUGUAAAUACAAAGUUGACUGUGAAGCUGUACGAGGAGAUAUUUUUAAUCAGGUGGUUCCUCGAUGUCCUAGGUGCCCAGCUGAUGAACCACUUGCUAUCAUGAAACCAGAGAUUGUCUUUUUUGGUGAAAAUUUACCAGAACAGUUUCAUAGAGCCAUGAAGUAUGACAAAGAUGAAGUUGAUCUUCUCAUUGUUAUUGGGUCUUCCCUGAAAGUAAGACCAGUAGCACUAAUUCCGAGUUCCAUACCCCAUGAAGUGCCUCAGAUAUUAAUUAAUAGGGAACCUUUGCCUCACCUGCAUUUUGAUGUAGAGCUUCUUGGAGACUGUGAUGUCAUUAUUAAUGAAUUGUGUCACAGGUUAGGUGGUGAAUACGCCAAACUUUGCUGCAACCCUGUAAAGCUUUCAGAAAUUACUGAAAAACCUCCACGAACACAAAAAGAAUUGGCUCACUUGUCAGAGUUGCCACCCACACCCCUCAAUAUUUCAGAAGGCUCAAGUUCACCAGAAGGAACCUCACCAGCAGAUUCUUCAGUGAUUGUCACUCUUUUAGACCAAGAAACAAAGAGUAAUGUUGAUGAUCCAGAUGCGUCUGAAUCAAAAAACUGUGUCGAAGAAAAAUUACAGGAAGUACAGACUUCUGCUAGGAGCAUUGAAAGUGUUAAUGAACAGUUGGGGAGUCCGGAUUUGAAGAAUGUUGCCUCCAAUACUGGGGAGAAAAAUGAAAGAACUUCAGUUGCUGAAACAGUGAGAAAAUGCUGGCCAGCUAGACUCGCAAAGGAGCAGAUUAGUAAACGGCUUGAUGGUAAUCAAUAUCUGUUUUUACCACCAAACCGUUAUAUUUUCCAUGGUGCUGAGGUAUAUUCAGACUCUGAAGAUGAUGUCUUAUCCUCUAGUUCUUGUGGCAGUAACAGUGAUAGUGGAACAUGCCAGAGUCCAAGUUUAGAAGAACCUAUGGAGGAUGAAAGUGAGAUUGAAGAAUUUUACAAUGGUUUGGAAGAUGAUGCUGAUGUUAAUGAGAGAGCCGGAGGAACUGGAUUUGGAGCUGAUGGAGGUGAUCAAGAGGCAGUUAAUGAAGCUACAUCUAUGAAACAGGAAGCAACAUGCAUUAACUAUCCAUCGAACAAAUCAUAAUGUAAUAUUUGUCCAGGUACAGGAAUUGUUCCACCAGCAUUAGGAUCUUGAGCAUGUCAAAUUGAAUGUUUACUUGUGAACUCAGUAGAGCAAGGACACCAGAAAGGUAUAUUAUUUAUAGACUGGUAAAACAGUUUUUUUCCCCCAUGGGUAAUUUUUAACUUACUUAUUUCUGUGCUUAUACACUCAAACACUAACUCUUUUUUUAAAACAGAAAGGUACCUAAGUAUCUUUAAUCAGCUGUUGGACAAGACUUUCUUUUAAAGGUUCAUUUGUAUGAUACAUCCAUAUGUAUAUAUAAUUUUGUUUUUGCCUAGUGAGGUUCAACAUUUUAAAAUUUUCAAAAAGCCAUUGGAAUGUUAAAUUAAUGUAAAGGGAACAGCUAAUCUAGACCAAAGAAUGGUAUUUUCACACUUUUCUUUGUAACACUGAAUGGUUUGAAAUCCUCAUUCUCUGUUCCGCUAAACUUUUGAUUCUUUAUUAGCACAAUUACCUAUUUUCAAACACUGGCAUUUUCCAGAACUUGUGGCAGCUAACUUUUAAAAAUAUCUCAUGACAUGCAAUCUGAGUAGAAGGAAGUCAACAAUAUGUGGGAGAGCACUCAGUUGUCUUUGCUUUUUAAAGUGAGACUUGGUGCUAACAGUUUCAGGAAUAUUGUAUUUGUUCAAAUGAAGAUGGCUUUUGUACUUCCUGUGGACAUAUAGUAAUGUCUAUAUUGGCUUAUAAAACUAACCUAAAAAACAAAUAAAUGCUUUGGAAAUGUUUCAAUUGCUUUAGAAACAAUAGUGCCUGCCUGGGUCCCCUUAGUUUUGAGAAUAUUUGCCAUUGUUGUUUAAAUAUACCUAUCAAUCAAUCACAGUGGUAGAGCUUGCAUUGAUCCUUUCCAUAAGUAUUAAACUGCCAAGAUGUGAAUUUUGCAAAGCCUUUAUGAAUCAAUAAUAAUGGUACUUCAACUGGGGGGGAGAGUGUAGUAUUUUGGACUGUUACCUCUCCCCCCGCCCCCCAUUAAUGAGAGCAGCAGACCCCCUGAUUACAGUUUCAAAGCCAGUAAGUACAUGUUUCCUGUUGGGAGGAUUUGGUGUGUAAUAAACACCAAACAACUAGCCUAGUAUUAUGGAGAUGAGCGUGGUGUAACUUGUAAUAGCAGAAUAGUUAAUUAAACUAGUUCUUAUAACGUAUUUAAAAGCUUAGCCUGCCUUAAAACUAGAGAUCAACUUUUUCAGCUGCAGAAGCUUCUAGCCUUUCAAAACAGUUCAUACUUUAUAAAAUUGCACAGUAAGAAUUUAUUUUGCAGACCUUUCCCCCAACAUUGCUUUCAAAUAAAGUAUUCCUGUGUUGCUUUAGUAUUUAUUACAGCUUAACAAAAAGGGUUUGAAAUAUAGCUGUUCUUUAAGCAUAAAAUACCCAGCUAGGACCGUAACUGCCAGAGAAAAGAAUUUUAUUGAAUGGCCAUUUCCCUACCUGAAAGAUGUCUCAAUCUGAAUUUGACUACACUAAAGAAUGCAGUAUAUUUAGUUUGCCAUUUGCAUGAUCUGUGUUUGUGCUAUAGAUAAUAUUUUAAAUUGAAAAAUUUGUUUUAACUUAUUUUUACAGUGAAGACUGUUUUCAGCUCUUUUUAUAUUGUACAUAGUCUUUUAUGUAAUCUACUGGCAUAUGUUUUGUAGACUGUUUAAUGACUGGAUAUCUUCCUUCAACUUUUGAAAUACAAAACCAGUGUUUUAUACUUGUACACUGUUUUAAAGUCUAUUAAAAUUGUCAUUUGACUUUUUUCUGUUUAAGGUAUAAAA